This is a messenger RNA of Striga asiatica, 321 nucleotides long. Lineage: Eukaryota; Viridiplantae; Streptophyta; Magnoliopsida; Lamiales; Orobanchaceae. The record is from the annotation of a GenBank genome assembly.
CUUGUAGGAUCAGUUCUUGCUAAAGAAGGCAGGAUAUCUAUUGUUUCUGAUUUUUUCUCUAGUGCACUUAAGAUUGUUUUCAAGCAACUCAAACAAGAUGAUUCAGCUGCUUCGAGUUCCAGACCAAGGACUGAUCUUUUGGUGCAACAGGUUAACAGUAUUCGUCAGGAACUGCAACUUCUGGCAUCAAAUAGAUCUGUUACAAUUGUCACUGGAAACCGAUCAGGAAAAAACGAGAAUGAGAAAGAAGGCUACAUGUGGCUCAAGGAGAGGGAAAAACCGGAAGAUCAUAGGGACCGUACAACGGACCAAAGAUCGUGA